UGGGGAUGAGGAUGAGGUGCUGGUAGGCUCACCCACAUCUCACCCUAAGCCCAGAAUAAACUGGAGAUGAAUUUGGCGCACUUUUUUGGGUGUUCUUACCCUUUCUUCUUUGUGUUCGUGGGUGUUCGUGGGUGUUCUUUGGGUGUUCGAAGGUGUUCGUGGGUGUUCAUUCAAAAUGUAUGCUUAAAAAGCGAAAUUAUAAAAACUUUUUUGAGUGUCCGUUAGACGUUGCUAUACUCAGCUCGACGAGCUCUAUCGAUUGGCUAACUCAGAUUUUAAUUUGGGAGUGUCUGUGGGUGUUCGCGUCUUUUAGCAAUACCCAACAACAUCCAGUUCCGUUCAGUUCCGCUGCAUAGCAACACCAGCGCUACUACUAACUGACCAUACCCAUUCUACAUAUAAGAAUUACCAAUGCCAUUACUAUACAAGUGCGUACAUUGUCUGUCCACAAAAAUAUUUACUAUUAUUAUUUGUUUCAGACAACAUUGUUUUUAUUUUUUUAAGCCGUAUCAUCAUCAAAAACAACUUCUGUUGCUGUAACAAAAACCAGCAGAAAACACACAAUUCGAACAUCAUCGUCACGACGAUCAAGUGGAACUGCUGCUGCUAUUAUUACAGCAUCAUCAAAGAAAAAAACUACAGCACGGACUGCAAGUGUGUUGACUACAGCACGGGCUGCAAGUGUGCUGACUACAGCACGGGCUGCAAGUGUGUUAACUACAGCUAAGACCAGGACUACUGCUGCUGGUGGUGGUAGCGGUGGUGGUGGUGCAACAUUGGCAGGUGAAAAAAAGUCUCUAAUAUCAUUAAUAAAACGUCUUGUAUAG
Messenger RNA from Didymodactylos carnosus, 827 nucleotides. The record is from the annotation of a GenBank genome assembly. NCBI's taxonomy places the organism in Eukaryota, Metazoa, Rotifera, Eurotatoria, Philodinida, Philodinidae.